Trichoderma citrinoviride is the source of this 1479-nucleotide messenger RNA. RefSeq names its product MFS general substrate transporter. The record is from RefSeq and is a predicted model, not a curated record. The transcript is spliced from 2 exons. Lineage: Eukaryota; Fungi; Ascomycota; Sordariomycetes; Hypocreales; Hypocreaceae. Gene Ontology annotation, biological process: transmembrane transport. The coding region runs from base 1 to 1479 and encodes 492 amino acids. Gene Ontology annotation, cellular component: membrane. Gene Ontology annotation, molecular function: transmembrane transporter activity.
AUGGACGCAAUCCUCUUGCGCAACCUCGUGGAGAUCCAAUCCGCACAGUCCCCCGACGAAGCAACCAGACCUCUCACAGCGCCGGAGAGGACCUACCAGCGCAAGAACUCGUCCGGAGGCCCAUUCCAAGAAGACAUUGCCCAUGUUCGGCCCACAACGUCUCGUGGAAAUAGCUUCGCCUCUGGCGUAGUCACUCCUCGGACGGACGACACCGACCUCGAGAGGAGCCGUCCGACGAGUCCCAUUCCCGGCGUCGAUGUCGUGGAGGUGAUGCCCAGCGCGUGGGAGCCACGCAUUAACAGAUUCCGGCUGCUGUCCGUGUGUCUGGCCAACUUUGGGAAUGCGUUGAGCGACAGCGCUGCCGGUGCUUUGAUUCCCUACAUGGAGAAACACUACGACAUCGGCUACGCCGUCGUCUCGCUCAUCUUCGUCGGCCAGGCUCUCGGCUUCGUCUUCGCCGCCAUCUUCCUCGACACGCUCCGCGCCAAGCUCGGCCGCGCCAAGCUCCUCGGCCUCGGCCAGAUGGCCAUGGGAUGCGCCUACAUCCCGCUCGUCGCCGCGGCGCCCUUUGGCGUCGUCGUCGCCGCCUUCUUCUUCGUCGGCCUCGGCAUCGCCAUCAACGUGGCCAUGGGCAACAUCUUCUGCGGCAGCCUGCAGAACAGCACCGUCAUGCUGGGCCUGCUUCACGGGAGCUACGGCAUAGGGGGCACUUCGGGCCCGUUGAUCGCCACGGCGCUGGUAACGGUUGCGCACACGUCGUGGAAUCACUACUAUGCCAUAACCCUGGGCAUGGGCUUCCUCACCAUGGCCCUCUCGGCGUGGGCCUUUUGGAGGUUCGAGCGGGAGCAGAGCCCGGCGGCCCGAGAGAGGGAGGCGAUGCCGGACAACUCGGCCGUGCUGGGCAUGCUGGCCGCGGUCAAGCUGCGCAUCGUGCUGCUCGGCUCGACCUUCAUCUUCGCCUACCAGGGCGCCGAGGUGUCCAUCUCUGGCUGGGUCAUCUCCUUCCUCAUCAACUCGCGCGGCGGCGACCCUUCGUCCGUGGGCUACGUCUCCGCCGGCUUCUGGGCGGGCAUCACCCUCGGCCGCUUUUUCCUGUCCGCGCCCGCGCAGCGCUUCGGCGAAAAGAUCUUCGUCUACGGCCUCGUCCUCGGAGCGCUGGCCUUCCAGAUCCUCGUGUGGUUCGUGCCCAACGUCGUGGGCGACGCCGUCGCCGUGUCCAUCGUCGGCCUGCUGCUGGGGCCCAUCUACCCGUGCUCCGCGGCCGUCUUCAUGCGCGGGCUGUCGCACCGGGACAAGCUGAGCGGCAUGGGGGCCAUCAGCGCGUUUGGCAGCCUGGGCGGUGCGGUGGCGCCGUUCGUGACGGGGCUGCUGGCGCAGGCGGUUGGGACGUGGGUGUUGCAUCCGAUUGUCAUUUUUCUGUUUGUAGUGAUGCUGUUGUGCUGGUACGGCAUUCCGGCGGAGACGAAGGAGAAGCAGUGA